Ostrinia furnacalis (Asian corn borer) is the source of this 531-nucleotide messenger RNA. RefSeq lists its product as uncharacterized. Gene Ontology annotation, molecular function: RNA-DNA hybrid ribonuclease activity; nucleic acid binding. Bases 1 to 531 code for a protein of 176 amino acids. The record is from RefSeq and is a predicted model, not a curated record. NCBI's taxonomy places the organism in Eukaryota, Metazoa, Arthropoda, Insecta, Lepidoptera, Crambidae. The transcript has a single exon.
AUGUGGGUACCUGGACAUACUGGAAUCGAAGGCAAUGAGAGAGCCGACAGUCUAGCGAGACAAGGGUCAGAGGCGGCACCUAUUGGGCCAGAGCCGAUAGUGCCCUUAUCUAUGAGCACUUUACACAUGGCCAUGAGGCAAUAUAUAUCCAGGAAGCACAGAGCUGAAUGGGAAAGCUCCAACGGUAUGAGCCACUCCAAACUAUUCCUAGUUGGAAACACAAGAUCAUGGGAAAAGCUCAUACUCAAUGGAAACAGAAGGCAAGCCCGAGUGAUCACGGGUGCGCUGACAGGACACUACACUACAAACCACAUGCUCCACAAAAUGGGCCUAACUACGGAUGACAGUUGUCGAGCAUGUGGAGAACAUGCGGAGUCCAUGAAACACCUACUGUGCGAAUGUGACGCGCUAGCUAGAACUAGAAUGGGUCUCCUGGGGUCGGCUUAUCCGACACCAGAAGAAUAUAGGUCCUUCUCACCCAAGCUCUUGAUCCACUAUAUGGAUAGGAUCUUUGCGGAUGAGGGGGGAUAA